AUGCCUAAAAAGUACACUAAAACACUUGGGGCCCUUUGCGACGAGCUGGGCAUGACUUUACAAACUGCGUCCCAAUUCCAAAAAGAUACACUGAAGUAUCUCAAAUCGAAAACCCCCCACGUUCCAACCCUCGAAGACGAAGAAAUCGAGCCCUUUGCCUGGCAGUUCUUAGAUUCUGGCGCAGGCGCCCAAUACUUCUCCAGCAAUGCAGGACUCCGUUUCCGAUGGGACACUGACGAGCAUCGCUUGAGGAUCCACCGCUAUACUAACACCAUCAUGACAACACAACGCUGGUAUGCCAUCGAGAACCUACAUCAGAAAAUUGGGCGAGAGAAUAUGGCACAAUGUCCGGGAUGUCUACAACAUCCACCAGGAGAAAGAUCUUCGCCGCCCACCGCUCCUGGCAAUGCUGAUGACGCUAUCGAUCUGGACUAUCCCUCGAACCUGUCUGACUCCGAAAGCAUCCACCACAUUGUCAGUCAACAAAGCACACCCGAACCCACUUCCCCGGUCGAAGUCGACAGCAAGAGGAUCUCGACUGGCGCUAAGAGACCGCGACUUAGUCAAGACUAUCUGGCUCUCUCAGGAGUCAAGAAGAGAAAGACUCACCAAGACGCUCCCAAUGCAAGCCCCAUUAGUGUUCCAAAGUUGCAGGGUCCAAAACUCAGUACGUGGACUCCCGAAAUCCGGGCUGCCACUGCGCGGUUGGCGAGGUCAUUUCCACAGUUCAAUCCUACCAAGGUCGAAGGUAUCGUCGACGCGCAACCUCCACCUCAGGCGCAAAAGGAGGCAUCACAACAUAAAGUCAUCACACUCAACUAUAUCAAGCCUACGAUGCGCUAUCGUGGUAAAGUCUGGCAGUUCGACAGCAUCGCACAAAAGGCCAAGAUCCUCGAAAUGAUUCUUCUCCAGGAAGAGAAGGACGUCGAAUCAUAUCCGGUCUUAGCAUUCUCGAAAGGCGCACGGAAAUCUCUUGAUGCUGACAAUGACAAUGAUGACAACGACGAGGGCGAUGGAAGUGCUAUGAAAGAUUACUUUCGGUUUUACACACAUUUCAUGAAUGAAAGAUUUCCCGGGAAUGAAAAGAUGUUGCUGCAAAACGGCGUCAAACCUUCGGCAUGA
Molecule: messenger RNA, 1122 nt
Organism: Exophiala xenobiotica
Lineage: Eukaryota; Fungi; Ascomycota; Eurotiomycetes; Chaetothyriales; Herpotrichiellaceae
Exons: 2
Coding region: 1-1122 (373 amino acids)
Source: RefSeq, a predicted model, not a curated record